CUUCCGCUGUUCGGUCCAACUGUCCGUGUAGUUACGCACUCAUAUGUUGCUUCCUUUUGGGGAAAUAAAUACGUGUUCUCUUUGUGGACUUUUCAAUAAUCUAGACUCGGUUGUCACUAUAUGGUUUUUAAACUGUUGUGACACUGUUAUUGCUGUGCGGAUUUAGAAACUGACUAGGUCUUUCGUCAAACUAGCAUAAAAUUAUUAGCGUAACAGAAUUUCGUAGUCGUAGCCGUUCUUUCCGGUCACAUGACCACCGGGAUUGUUUGCAGACGCGCGUCUUUCAGAGUUGGCGGGUUAUCUGUGGACAGUGUCUGCUGAGAACCCCCCAGAACAGCACACAAGUUCUGUACCUCUCAACAAAACCGUUCACUUUUGCACAUUUAACAAAAUGUCUGAUUGGGCCGGAAGCAGACGAGGAGAAGCCCAUAGCAGGAGGAAUAAAACUGGGAGCUGUGUCCCUUCUCGGUGGUCCAAUGGCAGGAAGAGAACCGUUGAUGGAACCCUGCGGGUUGGCAGACAUGGAGAUGGCACUGAUCCUGAGAGCAGUGGCUACUCUGACCACAGACACUCUGACAGCAGACAUUCCAUUUUCACAACUCCAGAGAGUUCAGGCCCAGUGUCUCGCUGCCGCAGUCAGACAGACUGGGCCACUCAAGUGGAGGAUGACGAGAUGAGGAUGGGUGCCCACAGAGACAUGCAACGUUACAGGAGGAGGAUACUGGGUUCAGAAUUUUCCCAAAGAGAGAGAAAGACCUCUUCUGGCUCUUCAGAGAGCUGUGACUCCAAAGAGGGAGAAAACAUCGAGACAGACGAGGCUGUGUUGCUACGGCGACAGAAACAGAUCAACUAUGGCAAAAACACACUGGCUUAUGACCGAUACAUCAAAGAAGUUCCUAAACACAUGCGUCAGCCGGGUGUUCACCCGAAGACCCCCAAUAAAUUCAGGAAAUACAGCCGUCGCUCCUGGGACCAGCAGAUUAAACUGUGGAAGGUCAAACUGCAUGCCUGGGACCCGCCGGUGGAUGAGGGCCAGGAUAAGGUCCUCGAUAACAUUGAUGAUCUGGCUCUUGAUGAUGUGAUGGACAUUGAGCUUGACUUCCCAACGCUGUCAGAGUCUCCCACUACACCAGGCCUUUCACUGCAGGAUGAAGACUGUGCAGGGACUCCCUCCAAAGUACAGAGGAUGGAAAACACAGUGGAUCCAGACUUGGCCUAGCCCCAACACUGCCAUCUUCCAGGAAAAUACAUCGUCACAUUCCCCACUUCCAUCCUCAGUUUGAUCUGUCCACAUACAGUGUUACCCAGAAUGCAUCUGUUCAGGCACCACCUCUAGCAGCAAGUGCUUUCUGUUGCAGCGACUUCUAGCUCAACACUAACCUAUUUACCUUCCUACUUCUGCUUUUAAAGGAAACAUUUGGAUGUUUUAUGUAUGACUAAGGUGCUCAGGGAGUUUUGUAUUUCAGGAUUUUACAGUUGCAUGCUGUAAAAUCCUGUUGUUAGUUUUUUGGGUUUUUGAUUUUGUGUUGACUAGCAACUUUAAUGGACUGAUCUGUGAUUUGGCAAAACAGAUCCAUGUUUGAAUCCAUUCAGAUCAAUUUUUGCUUACGUUAAGUAAAUCACAAGUUAAUCACAACAAUUGCAUCAAACUCGAAUCAACAGAUACUGAAGAGUUUCAAGAGAGUAGUGCUUUUCUUAAUGUUUGUUUUGGCAAGAUUUCCUGUCUAGCGAUGUACAGUUUUCAGUGCUGAGGUGUAUUGAUCACUUAUAUUGAGCUGUGAGUUGUUUUUACAUUUGUUGUUUUUUUUUAAACAAAUGUUAUUGUGUUUUUCCUUAAUAGGCAAGAUUUUUUGAAUAAAAAAAUUUAAUGUUUUACUGUCUGUGA
This is a messenger RNA of Sphaeramia orbicularis (orbiculate cardinalfish), 1885 nucleotides long. It is a transcript of the gene slbp, whose product is annotated as stem-loop histone mRNA binding protein. The record is from RefSeq and is a predicted model, not a curated record. Gene Ontology annotation, cellular component: histone pre-mRNA 3'end processing complex; cytoplasm. Gene Ontology annotation, biological process: mRNA transport; mRNA 3'-end processing by stem-loop binding and cleavage. The transcript is spliced from 8 exons. Lineage: Eukaryota; Metazoa; Chordata; Actinopteri; Kurtiformes; Apogonidae. Bases 392 to 1219 code for a protein of 275 amino acids. Gene Ontology annotation, molecular function: mRNA binding; histone pre-mRNA stem-loop binding.